CAGCCCCUUGAACAUGAGCUGUCACCUUAUUAAAGUGGCUUCCACACCAUCUGGAGCUGGAGUGGGCAGCUGCGUAGAGAAGAAGCCUGGACAUUACUAGUGAGGCAGAGGGACAGCUGCAAUGGCCGGGAAGCCUGUGCUUCACUACGUAAAUGCCCGGGGCAGAAUGGAGUGUGUUCGGUGGCUCUUGGCUGCAGCAGGAGUGGAGUUUGAAGAGAAGUUUAUAGAAACUCCAGAAGCCUGGGAAAAGAUUAAAAAUGACGGGAGUUUGGUGUUCCAGCAAAUCCCCAUGGUGGAGAUUGACGGGAUGAAGCUGGUGCAGACCAGAGCCAUUCUCAACUACAUUGCUACCAAAUACAACCUCUACGGGAAGGACAUGAAGGAGAGAGCCCUGAUUGACAUGUAUACAGAAGGUAUUAUUGAUCUGAGUGAAAUGAUUUCACAACUGGUACUAUGUCCUCCAGACCAAAAAGACGCAAAGAUUGCCUUGAUAAAAGACAAGACCAAAAACUGUUACUUGCCUGUCUUUGAAAAAGUGUUAAAGAGCCAUGGACAAGAUUACCUUGUUGGCAACAGGCUGACUAGGGCUGACAUUCACCUGCUGGAACUUCUCCUAUACAUUGAAGAGUUGGACUCUAGCCUGCUGUCAAGCUUCCCUCUUCUGAAGGCCCUGAAAACCAGAAUCAGUAAUCUCCCCACUGUAAAGAAGUUCCUGCAGCCUGGCAGUCAGAGGAAACCUCCUACUGAUGAGAAAUUUAUCCAAGAAGCAAGGAAGAUUUUCAAGUUUUAGUAAAGGUGCAUUGAGCAAGCCCACAUAUGCCAAACUCUAAGGCUUCACAACAAAGAAGUGUUUCAUGUGAAUGUUGAUCCUGGCUAUAGUGAGAUAAUAAACAUGAACAAAUGGCAAAUGUG
Messenger RNA from Nannospalax galili (Upper Galilee mountains blind mole rat), 912 nucleotides. Its product is annotated as glutathione S-transferase A2-like. The coding region runs from base 122 to 790 and encodes 222 amino acids. The record is from RefSeq and is a predicted model, not a curated record. Lineage: Eukaryota; Metazoa; Chordata; Mammalia; Rodentia; Spalacidae. Gene Ontology annotation, molecular function: glutathione transferase activity. The transcript is spliced from 7 exons. Gene Ontology annotation, biological process: xenobiotic metabolic process; glutathione metabolic process. Gene Ontology annotation, cellular component: extracellular exosome; cytosol.